GAAUCAUCAUCAGCUACAAGACAAAAUCGUUCAGUUCAUGGGUUAGUUUAAGAAUAACACAACAUAUUAAACAAUUGAAAUACUCAUCAUUCGUUAACAUUUUCACAACAUGAAAUUUAUUUCAAAAUUUUGCCUAUGUUGAUUACAUUAUCAUGAAAAAAGUGUGAAACAUGGAAAAAAAUAAAAUGUUGAGUCCAGGAGAAGGCGCUCUUUUAAAUACACACUCUGAGCAAAUUAAGGAAGAGUUUUACAAAUGGUUUGAAAAUCGAGGUCUUUUGGCUGAAUUAAGAGCGUACAUGCGGCAACUGAUGGUGAAAGCACUAGAAGAAAACAACAGCAAUGGCAAAACAAAGUGGGCAAAGAAAUCCUCUACUUCUCCAAAACUUCAAGCAAUAAAUUUGUUGGUCGUGGAUUAUUUGUUUCAUGAGAAUUACUUUUACACAGUGUCAGUGUUUGCAUCAGAGGCUCAUAUCUUGGACAGCCUGCCUCAGUACUCCAGGUAUGUGACAGAGAGUGUGCAGCAACGCAAGUGGGACCCAUCACUACUGCCUCGGUUCUCACGUCAGGAAACCGAGGACAUUCUAGACACAUUGCAUCUACCCCCCUCCACCUCUCAGCUACGUCACACCGUAGACUGCUACCUGGGCAGUCAGGAGAGUCUGCUGGCUUGUAUUGUGCGGACCAUGGUCUCAGCCACGCCUCACAGCAGCCGUAGCUAUCAAGAGGAGAGGAUGGAGGAGAUGGUAGAAGAGCGAGGUGUUAUCAGCAGCCAUCAGUUGUGGAGUGAGGAGAUGCAGCAACUAUUGCUAAUGGCUGGAGUAAAGCUCUCUCACAUCCAUCGCAUGCAACACAAGUGGGCUCAGAUAAUAGAAAAAGAAAAGCAGCUAGUAAAGAAAAAAGCAGAGGAAGAUUUUGCUGCAAGAGAAGCAGAAUGGCAGCAUGCACUAGAGGAGCGGCUGGAAGAGGAAAGGAUAGAUCUGCAAGAGAGGCAGAGUAGAGUUGAGUUACGAGAGCAGAGCUUGGCAACACUGGCUGAUCAACUGUCAACAGUCCACAAAGAUGUCACAUAUCGGCUCUCUCAACUCCAGUUGCAGAACCAACAGUUGAAUGAGAGGAGGCUCCAGCAAGAGCAAGAACAGCUACACUUGCAGCAAGAGACAAGAGAACAGGAGCUUGUAGUAGAAAACAUUGACUGUGUUCCUCCCAUUCCAAGUGUUUCCAGAUUUAGAGAGCAAGUUCCUGUUCAACCAAGUAGUAGAGUUGCUGAAGCUGAACGAAGCAGCCUCUCGAUACCUUCUACCAAAGAAGCUAUUGUUCAGACAACAGAGGUAGAAGACAUCAGAGUUUCUGCCUCCACACAAACGCUAAUCAACGCUGUCACAAUGUCUACCCAGACUGUGAUUGAACCUGUUGUUGCAUUCACCCAGACCAUUGACACUGAGGACCAUGAACUGCAGACCUCUUUUGACCAGCAAGACCCAGAGCUACUUGCGCAACUGGAGCAGGCUAGAGGAAAAAUCAGUGAACUUCAAGAGGAGAAUGUUGAGUUGAGAGCCCAUGUACUGCAACAACGUCACCGCAUUGAUGAGUUAACCAAUAGAGCUGCAAACCUCUCUAGUCAGUUGGAGGAGUCUCAGAUAGCAAUGACAGUGUUGAGAGGGAGAGAUAGUGCAGUUGUUACAUCAGCUCUCUCAACCCCGACUCCUCCUCCUGUGAUCAUAGCCCCGACAUUUGGUUACCGUACACCCCAAAGACAGGGAGGUGGAGAAGAAUCUUUAUUUGCCCCUAGACCUCAACAAGCUGCACCUAGAGUAGAUGGUAGAAGAAGGCCUCUAAGAUUUUCCUUCAGUCAGCAAGCUUCUCCAAACUCAGAAGAAUCUAGUCCAACAGAUGAAGUAAUUCAGAAUGCCAGAACAAGAAUUGAGCAGCUGCAGCAAGAAAGUAUUUUAAUACGAAGAAAUUUUCAGGAUUUUCAAAAUCGUUUACUAAUUUCAGAUUCUGUAAUGUUUCCUCCAUUACUUCCUUCAAGAACAUCUGAUUCAGUAAUGAGGGUAAGAAGAAGUGAAAUUAGACCUAACUUUUCUACAGAUAGAUCUCAUCCCCACUUUUCACUUGGCAGUGUUCAAAGACAAGGGCAAAAUCAUCAUCAAUAUAAUGAAAACCAAGACUCUAGUAGUGAGAUUUACGAUACAGUGGGAGCUGAAAGCAUUUCAAACUCAAGAAGAUUAUUCAAUCAGAGGAACAUCAGGCAUUUUGAGAGAUGGAAGCAAUUCAAAAAGAAAUUCCAAAAACGUGAAGGUUAUAACAACUAUAGUAAACGUAGCCAAAAGGCAUUAAACAGUACUACAUCUUCAGAGGACGAUGAUGUAGUAGGUGGACAAGGUUCCAGAAAGCAGGGUGGUAACCAGGAUAAAAAUGACAUUGGUUCUAUCAACGUCAACAGUAAAAUCCAACAAUCACAUGAUCACCAUCCAAGGUUGGGCAAACAAAAUAUCUUUGAUGAUGGAACUGCCAAGAAGGAAAGUGCUUCUAGAGACAAAGAGGGCCCAUCAAAUCUAACGUCAAAAGUAAGAACUCAUCUAGACAUGGCAGCUGAUAAUGAAGUGUUAACAGUUUCAUGUCCAAGUAAAGCAGAUAAUGGAAUUGAGCUUGAUCUUGAGCGUUCUGCAAAGCUCAUUGAAAGUGUAAAGGUUCUUUUAGAUGCUCAAAGUAUCAAGGAAUCUGUUGCCACUACAAUGUCCAAUGGAAGCUUAGCAGUAGAAUCAUUGCCUCGAGAUUCCGUCAGUAACCCGCAGAUUGACAUUGGAAAUAUAGAUGGUACCGUUUUAACAGCACAACAUAGUGAUUCUAAAAAUAAUGACAAACAGUUAAUUAUGUCUACGAACAAAAACAACACAACAGAUAAUAUUGCAACUUCAUUACCAACACAGACUUCUUCUAGUAAACAAGAAACACACACUGCUGUUUUUCAAGAAACUCAAGCAAAUAAAAAUCUACAAAAAAUAGACAUUAUAAAGGAUUUAUCCCUGCAUGAUAACAAGCCUGAAAAUGUUCUCUCCACUUUACCUGAAUCAAAUGCCGAAAUUGAAGAUGUAUUGGCUUUAGACAUUGGCAUUUCUUCAUCUGACUUAGGGGAUGUGGAGAGUGUAGAGAGAGCAACAACUUCCCUGACAUCAGGUAGUGACAUUCUGAGAGAGCUGAACCCAUCCAAGACAGACUCUAGCAGCAGUGUCAUAUCUGCAGGCUUUGGAGAAGAUAGUAAACACUCAUCUGAUUUUUGGGAGUAAUCAGUAAUCAUUAUGUACAGUGUAUAAAUGUGUAAAAUAUAAAUUUCAUUAAAUGUAUUCAUAGAAAAAUC
Macrosteles quadrilineatus (aster leafhopper) is the source of this 3358-nucleotide messenger RNA. RefSeq lists its product as uncharacterized. Gene Ontology annotation, molecular function: protein binding. The transcript is spliced from 12 exons. Lineage: Eukaryota; Metazoa; Arthropoda; Insecta; Hemiptera; Cicadellidae. Bases 171 to 3287 code for a protein of 1038 amino acids. The record is from RefSeq and is a predicted model, not a curated record.